ACUAAAUACUCUAGAGCCUUGCUUCUCUUACAGGCUACCUAGUCUAAGCUCAAGAUCCGUGACGCCGUCAGUUGAACAAGGCGAACCAGCUCAGUAGAGCCUCGUCUACAUGCUCCGGGAGUUUGGAUUGCCAAUGGAAAUGAUGGAUGGGCAAGUGAGAAACGCGGCCACCAGACGGGCAUCGGCCGCCCCGUCUUCCGUAUAUGGCGUUGACCCUCCUCGUCUAGCUAAAGAAGGGUACGAAUAGGUCUGGUUCCCAGAGGGAUACUGGGCGGAGCGCGAAUGCCGGCAAUUGGACACAUUUUAUCACAAAUUGUCAGACACCAGGAUAUGGAAAAGGCGAAGGCAAUCCAGGAAGAGUCUAAGCGGCAGCGGGGGCCCAGAAAGUGGGUUACAAACAGCAACUUCGAAGCCGUUGUUUCCGCAGCAGACACCUGGUGCCGUACGCAUCGCGCCUGCCAGUCCUUAUCUCUCCGAGGAGGAGCAUGUUUACUCGUUGCAGCACCCGUGGGGGACAGCAGCCGAAGACGUGGACCAAGAGGUCUUGGUUGGUCCCCGGGUGACAGUGCCGGCUAUGGAAACCAUACUCGAAGCCGAUACCAGCCUCCCAGGCUGGCUUCCAGUCAUCACCUGCAAUUGCCUCAGCCGCGCGUUCUCGUCUCGAGCGCCCAAGGAUACGGUAAGCAAAACGUUCCUCUCACUCUAGGAAAGUGGGAUGGCUAAUGGUAGUAUAUUGAAGAAGAACAAAGCCUCUGACCCUUCCAACAACCGACCAGAGGCGGUAGAGUCAGCUG
This is a messenger RNA of Canariomyces notabilis, 794 nucleotides long. RefSeq lists its product as uncharacterized. The transcript has a single exon. NCBI's taxonomy places the organism in Eukaryota, Fungi, Ascomycota, Sordariomycetes, Sordariales, Chaetomiaceae. The record is from RefSeq and is a predicted model, not a curated record. Bases 283 to 723 code for a protein of 146 amino acids.